AUGUCUCCCUCAUUCUUGAAGCUUUUCGCUGCCACUUCUUUGGUUGCUGCCAGUCUCACUGGAGCUGCUCCUCUGGACCAACUUCAAGAGAGAUCGGCUAAGAACCAGACCCAACCUAAGAACAAGGUGAUCUUGGACAAUGACUGGGGCGUCGCUGGAUUCAUUCCCUACCUCAUGGCUCUAGAUGCAGGUUGGGAAGUUCUUGGUCUUGUGUCCGAUACUGCCAAUUCAUGGGCAGAACAAUGUGGAUUGCACGCACUAGCCACUCUCGAGGUUGGCAACCUGUCAUGUAUUCCCGUUCAUAAAGGUGCAGACUAUCCUCUCUUGAACACCCCUGAGCUCUUCCAAACUUGGGAGAUGGUCCAUGGAAAGCUUGCAUGGGAAGGAGCAUUCGCACCUGAGAACCUCACCAACGAAGCAUUGGGAAAUGAUCCCACUUCUGGAGACCCAGGCCGCGUGUCGAAGGCUGCCCUGUACGAAGGCUACCCCAACACCACGUAUGCCUCCAAGGACGCUGCCUGGUUCAUGAUCCAGCAAGUCCGCAAGUACCCUGGCCAGGUUUCGAUUUACUCGGCCGGUGCUUUGACCAACAUUGCUCUGGCUAUCCGCAUGGAUCCCGACUUUGCAAAGAAUGCUAAGGAACUUGUUAUCAUGGGAGGAUACAUCGACGGUAACCUUCUGCAAGUCACUGGAAGUAUCAUGCAAGCCGAUUGGAAUUCUGAUAUCAACUUGAUGAUCGACCCAGAGGGUACCAAGAUUGCGCUCACUGCUCCCUUCCCCAACAUCACUAUCGCUGGCAACGUCGCCAACCAGGUCUCCGUCACCCAGGAGUAUCUUGACGAUAUCUACAAGGUCAAGAACCCCUACUCCUCUUUGAUGCACAAGUACUACGGUACCAUCUUCCCUCUCUGGGAUGAGACUGCCGCUGCAAUUAUGUUGGACCCUACCAUUAUCAAGAACACCACGAGCUUCUAUCUCGAUGUUGAUACUGCUCCUUCCAGCCCAACUUAUGGCAACAUUCACGCUUACCAAGAGGCACUGAAGCCUGUUGCACAGAACCUUCAAAAGGUCAACAUGGUUGUGUCAGUGGACGGAAACAGACUCAAGAAGUGGGUCAAGAGAGCGGUGCAAUACCCCAAGACCUGUGCCGAUCUUUGA
This is a messenger RNA of Aureobasidium subglaciale EXF-2481, 1158 nucleotides long. RefSeq lists its product as uncharacterized. Gene Ontology annotation, cellular component: cytosol. The transcript is spliced from 8 exons. The record is from RefSeq and is a predicted model, not a curated record. Lineage: Eukaryota; Fungi; Ascomycota; Dothideomycetes; Dothideales; Saccotheciaceae. The coding region runs from base 1 to 1158 and encodes 385 amino acids. Gene Ontology annotation, molecular function: purine nucleosidase activity. Gene Ontology annotation, biological process: purine nucleoside catabolic process.